ACCACUCAUCACCAGCUAGCUCUAGCAAAGCACUUGCCAUCUACCGACCGCCGCAUUCCAAACAGCCCGACGAGCUAGCAGAGCGGCAGGCACCUCCCUCCUCAAGGAACAUGGCCCGCAUGCAGAAGUUGGCAGUGGCGACGGCGGCCGUGGUGGCCUUGGUGCUGCUGGCGGCGGCGGCGACCUCGGAGGCGGCCAUCAGCUGCGGGCAGGUGGCGUCGGCCAUCGCGCCCUGCAUCUCCUACGCGCGCGGCCAGGGCUCGGGGCCCUCCGCUGGCUGCUGCAGCGGCGUCAAGAGCCUCAACAACGCCGCCCGCACCACCGCCGACCGCCGCGCCGCCUGCAACUGCCUCAAGAACGCCGCCGCCGGCGUCAGCGGCCUCAACGCCGGCAACGCCGCCAGCAUCCCCUCCAAGUGCGGCGUCAGCAUCCCCUACACCAUCAGCACCUCCACCGACUGCUCCAGGGUGAACUGAACCCUAAACGACGACGACGGCGCCGGCGGCCGCCUGAAGACGAUCCAUAUCUAUCCCGCCGUCGUCGGCGCCCGCGGAUCGGACCGUCAUGACCAUAUCUACCUACGCAUGAUCACGACUUGCAUGUCUACUACUACUACUGAAUAAAAAACCUCUCCGCGCACGUCGUCCUUGUGUUUGUGUGUGUGAGAGAGAGAGGAGAUGGAGAGCCGGCCAUGUCCUUUUGGCUGUUUGGUUUAUUUUUGAGUUCAUGCGGUCUUUAUUUAUUUCCAUGUACGCUGCUUCCUCGUAUACCCACUUUAAAUUUGUACCAUGCAUGCAUGUUCCUUAUGAUA
Molecule: messenger RNA, 811 nt
Organism: Zea mays
Lineage: Eukaryota; Viridiplantae; Streptophyta; Magnoliopsida; Poales; Poaceae
Product: Non-specific lipid-transfer protein
Exons: 2
Coding region: 111-476 (121 amino acids)
Biological process (GO): lipid transport
Molecular function (GO): lipid binding
Source: RefSeq, marked validated